Messenger RNA from Notothenia coriiceps (black rockcod), 1611 nucleotides. RefSeq names its product 5-methyltetrahydrofolate-homocysteine methyltransferase reductase (gene mtrr). Gene Ontology annotation, cellular component: cytosol. The record is from RefSeq and is a predicted model, not a curated record. Gene Ontology annotation, molecular function: [methionine synthase] reductase (NADPH) activity; flavin adenine dinucleotide binding; FMN binding. Gene Ontology annotation, biological process: homocysteine metabolic process. NCBI's taxonomy places the organism in Eukaryota, Metazoa, Chordata, Actinopteri, Perciformes, Nototheniidae. The transcript is spliced from 12 exons. The annotation marks the transcript as partial.
CUUCCGAUCACGUGUGUGCCAUGAUCUCGCGUUAGUUCCUCCUGGAGAUGCAUGGGAACGAGUGAAGUGAGUGGAUUUCAAAAGCAUGCCCUGUGAAGCAAAGCCUCGGUUUGUGGUUCUCUACGGGUCUCAGAAGGGCCAAGCUGAGUCCAUAGCAGAGGGAAUAGCCGAUGAGGCAGAGGAGCAUGGACUGGUGGCUGAGCUCAGCUGCUUGAACCAGAAUGAAAAGUACAAUCUGGAGAAGGAGAAGGACCCCGUGGUCUUUAUUGUGUCUACCACUGGAGAUGGGGAACCGCCAGACAAUGCCCUCCAAUUUGUAAAGAGCAUCAAGAAGAAGACCCCUGACCACUAUAAACACCUUUGCUAUACACUUUUAGCUUUAGGAGACACCAAUUAUGCAAAUUUCUGCAACUGUGGGAAGACGAUUGAACGUAGUCUCCAGGAACACGGAGCCAAACAAUUCUAUGCGACAGGUUAUGCAGAUGAUGGUGUAGGACUUGAGGUGGUCCUGGACCCCUGGAUUGAAGGACUUUGGAAAGCAAUCAACGGAGCCUUAUCAAAAAUGGCUUCUGAUAGGACUGACUACUCGAAUGCAGGAGCAGGGGAUUCAAUAAAGCAAACUCCUGAUUCAUCCAUACCAGAUGUCCAACUUAACCUCUUGAGAAUAACUGACCAGAAGGACUAUGGGUCGACUGGAGCACCUGUAUCCAAAUGUGCAACCGCAGCUUCGGCGUCUGCUGUGUCUGAUCUCAGGCCAGCUGUGUUUCCAUCCCAGCCUCUUGGUACUGCCAGUGUUUCUGCAGCAGUUCCUCAUGUUACAUUGGCAGCUUCCCUGACUCACUCCCUGCCGCCGCUGUCUGAGUCCUCUCUAAAUGUUCCUGCACUGCCUCCCCCCUACCUCGAUGUCACCCUUAAGGAGGCAGACACUGUGCAACAGGCAGGAGCCCAGGUGCCAGCCCACGUUCCCCCCAACAUUUCCCUGCUGUACCUGCUCACAUGGUGUCUGGAGAUCAGGAGCGUUCCUAAGAAGGCGUUUGUGCGGGCGCUGGUGGAGCACACGGAGGGCGGUGUGCAGAGGAGGAGACUGCAGGAGCUGUGCAGUAAACAGGGCAGCGCCGACUACAACCUGUAUGUGAGGGACCAGAGCCUCUGCCUGAUGGAGCUCCUCUCUGCCUUCACCUCCUGCUCGCCUCCUCUCAGCCUCCUCAUAGAGCAUUUGCCGAAACUGCAGCCGAGGCCUUAUUCAGCAGCCAGCUCCUGGCUCAGGUAUCCAGGAAGACUGCAUUUUGUCUUCAACGUGGUGGAGUUCCCAGCAUGCAUUGCGCGGCCCGCGGGGAGGCGAGGGCUGUGUACCGGUUGGCUGUUUGACCUCGUCCAUCCUGUCCCGGUUUUCCCAGAGAAGGCUGCAUGGCCACAGAUCCAUGUGAGUCUGAGACCUAACUCCCUCUUCCGGCCUCCUUCUNAGGAGGUUCCCCACAAACCCUGCUUCUCCUCGGCCAGCUGCUCUGGCGCUGAUCCGUGUCCUCGCUAUCCGAGCGGAGGGAGACCUUUCCGAACAGAAGGCCUCUGUCAGCGCUGGAUCCGCUCCCUGAAGCCAUCGAUGACUGUCAG